Molecule: messenger RNA, 3315 nt
Organism: Poecilia reticulata (guppy)
Lineage: Eukaryota; Metazoa; Chordata; Actinopteri; Cyprinodontiformes; Poeciliidae
Source: RefSeq, a predicted model, not a curated record
AUGCUGGGUAAUUCACAGAACCACCUGUCAUUUUGUAGCAGUAAAGUUCUUCACUUGAAAAUAAACCAAUUUUCCAAGGGUUCUGCAGCAAUAGGUGGAACGAUGCAGAUUGCAACAGCUGCAUGGAUGAGCUGUUGUGGCUUGGGAAGCGCUGGGAAUGCCAUUACAUCGGGCAGAAGUGGGCCACGCAGAAGGAGGCUGAUGAUGCUGAUGUGGAUUAUCCUCUCUGGCUCACUGUGCCUGGUGGUUGACGGCCAGAUGAAGAUCCCACCAGAAACUGUGCAGCAGUGGGCCGUGUCCUUCGGAAAAGAGAUUGCUGCUUUGUCCAAUAGAUACUCUGGAGCUAAACUUUUGCAGAAGAAAUACAAGGAUGUGGAGGGCGUGGUGAAGAUGGAGGAGGUGAACGGUGAAGAGCUGGUAAAGAAGUUUGCGGAGGAAAUGGAGGAAAUGCUGGGAAGAAAGAUGAAAUCGGUGAAGAGAUUAGCAGAAGCAGCAGAAGAUGCUGAUCUGGGACAUGAGUACAACGAAACGCUAGAGUUUGACUACUUUAACUCCCUGUUGAUCAACACUGUGGAUGAGGAGGGCAAUCCAAUACCACUUGGUGGAGAAUUCCUCUUAGAGAAAAAUGAACAUUUCAAUAAACUUCCUGUUGGCACACAGCAGAGUAACAUCCAAGUUCCUACAAAUGUUUACAAUCGAGAUCCUGAUAUUCUAAACGGGGUCUACAUGUCCGAGGCUCUGAAUGAUAUUUUUAUUGAUAACUUCCAGAAGGAUCCAACUCUCACUUGGCAAUAUUUUGGCAGUGCCACAGGUUUCUUCAGGCUCUACCCAGGAAUCCAGUGGAUUCCAGAUGAAAAUGGUGUGGUCACCUUUGACUGCCGAAACAGAAACUGGUACAUACAGGCCGCCACGUCUCCCAAAGACGUGAUAAUCGUGGUGGAUGUGAGCGGCAGCAUGAAGGGGCUGAGACUGACGAUAGCCAAGCACACAAUUAAUACCAUCCUAGACACUCUGGGAGAAAAUGACUUUGUAAACAUCAUAGCUUACAGUGACUAUGUUCGUUACGUGGAACCCUGUUUCAAGGGCAUGCUGGUACAAGCUGAUCUGGAUAACAGAGAGCACUUCAAGCUUUUGGUGGAUGAGCUUCAAGUCAAAGGAGAGGGCAAAGUAAAAAAAGCAAUGAAGGAGUCUUUUAAGGUCCUUAACGAGGCUGCUUCACUGGGGCAGGGCAGCCUGUGCAACCAGGCCAUCAUGCUGAUAACAGACGGCGCCAUGGAGGACUUCAAGGAUGUUUUCGAAGAGUUUAACUUUCCAGAACGUCGGGUUCGAGUGUUCACGUAUCUCAUUGGGCGCGAGAUGACGUUUGCUGAAAAUGUUAAAUGGAUCGCCUGCAACAACAAGGGUUAUUACACACACGUGUCCACACUGGCUGAUGUUCAGGAAAACGUCAUGGAAUAUCUCCACGUUCUCAGUCGGCCAAUGGUUAUCAACCAUGACCACGACAUCAUCUGGACAGAGGCCUACAUGGACAGUGUGCUUCCCAAUAAAGAUGAGCUGUUUAACACUCAGGCACAGAGUUUGCUCCUGAUGACCUCAGUCGCCAUGCCUGUUUUCAGUAAGAAGGAAGAAACUCUGUCUCACGGGAUUUUACUGGGAGUGGUAGGAACAGAUGUGGCCUUAAGAGAACUGAUGAAAUUAGCUCCAAGAUACAAGCUGGGUAUCCAUGGUUACGCCUUCCUCAUCACCAAUAAUGGUUACAUCCUGUCUCAUCCAGAACUGCGGCCUCUGUAUAAAGAGGGAAAGAAACUGAAGCCUAAACCAAACUACAACAGUGUUGAUCUGUCAGAGGUUGAAUGGGAGGAUACUGAAGAGAAACUGAGGACAGCCAUGGUCAAAGGAGAAACCGGCACAAUGUCUUUAGAUGUGAGAUCUUCAGUGGACAAAGGAAGGAGAGUGAUCUUCUUGAAGAACGAUUAUUUUUACACAGUCAUAAAUGAGACACCAUUCAGUCUUGGUAUAGUCUUGAGUAGAGGGUAUGGAGAGUACAUCUUCACAGGAAAUGUCUCGCUGGAUGAAGGUCUUCAUGACUUAAUCACUCCGGAUCUGACCUUAGCCAAUGAAUGGACCUACUGUGAGAUCGACAUCGACCCGGCACAUCGCAAACUGACCCAGCUGCAGGCCGUCAUAAAAUAUCUCACUGGGAAAGAAAAAGAUCUGCACUGCGAUAGACAGUUGUUGCAACAGACUCUAUUUGAUGCUGUUGUUACAGCACCUAUGGAAGCGUACUGGACCGCUCUCAUGCUUAACACAUCUAGUAUGGACGAUGGUGUUGAGACUGCUUUCUUGGGGACUCGUUCAGGCUUGCAGAGGUACCUGAGGUACACGGGUGUUGAAAAAAGAGUUGGCAAGUCUUUCCUGACCUCCACUGAUAAAGAGAACAUGUUCACUCUGGACCAUUUCCCUGUGUGGUACCGCAGAGCCUCUGAGUAUCCAGUUGGACAGUUUCUGUACUACAUGCCCAGACAGGACACAAGAGCAGGAAGAAUUGUGAUUAGCACCACUGCUGUGACUGUGACGGUGGGCAAGAAAACAGCCAUCGCUGGAGCUGUUGGGGUUCAGAUGACUCUGGAGAUGCUUGAAUCCAAAUUCAGGACCAUCGCUGCACAGCCGAAUGACACAGACUGCUCCUCCACAGAGGGGGUUUGUCCUCUUCGCUGUGACAGCUUUGACAUCGAGUGCUACGUGAUUGACAAUAAUGGCUUUGUCCUAAUUUCUAAACAGCGCAGCGACGCGGGACGUUUCUUUGGCGAAACCGACGGAUCGGUGAUGACCACGUUGAUCCAAAUGGGCAUGUUUAAGAGGGUCUCAUUGUUUGACUACCAGGCCAUGUGUAAGACCAACCCUCACUCCGUCAGCAGCGCUCGCCCACUUCUCAGCUCAUUCUAUGCUUUGGCUUCAACUUUCAAGUGGUUCCUCUCUAACGUCCUACUGUUUCUACUGGAGUUCAAUUUCUGCAGCUUCUGGCACUCAGAACAUUUUGCUGACGCUAAACCAUCCUUCAGCCGCUCUUAUGUUCCCAAGAAAAAAUGGAACGUCUUGCAGCCAUGUGACACCGAGUACCCGAGCUUCAUUUACGAGCCGUCAGUCAAGGAGACCAACAGCAUUAUUAAGUGCGGACGGUGCCAGAAAAUGUUUGUAGUUCAACAAAUACCUGAAAGCAACCUGCUGAUGCUGGUGGUACAAGGAGACUGUGACUGCUCCAGACAGUACCCACCCAUCACCCUGGUGCCCAAAGAAGUCAAAUAUAUCCUUUGA